UUCGUGCCAAGCGCCUCAGAAGUUUGCUUCCAGUUUGCUAAGCCUGAAACAUUUUUUCCCCUUCUCUUUCCCCUUCCCUGCUUUUUUGGGAUCAGCCCACAAGUGACUGGCUCUCCGGUGACGCAGUGUCUACUGAGGCUUUCUUUGAACCAUUAGCAGACAGGCAGAGACACUUUUUUUUUUUGGUGUUCCUCUCCUCCUUCUCUCUGUCUUUCCACCCCCCUCUCCUUCACCCCAGCCCCUCCAGCGUCCUCCCUCCCGAGCAAGAGGAGGACAGAAGGGAGAAAACAAUUGCCCAACUCAGGAGUUCUGCAAGGAGAGAAGGCGAGAGAGAGAGAGAGUGGGGGGGAGGGAAAAUCCAACCUCCAUCCAAAAAAAGAAAAAACCCUUCAGCAAAACCUAUCCCUGGGCAUGAAACUCACUAAUCUCGCCUGCUCUCCAUGGCCACGGAUGCUGCAAUGCGCGCUCUUCUGCGUCUUGAGCCUUGAUCUGCGUCUCGGCGCUGCUCGCUCAGAUUCCAAGGUGUUUCUGAUUUACAACAGCAGGCUGCAGGGCUGCUUGGAGACCAAGGACACCCUGGUGAAGGUCUCUAAACCCUGCAACGUCAGCGCCCCAGCCCAGCAGUGGAAAUGGGUCUCCCGGAACCGACUCUUCAACCUUGGGACCAUGCAGUGCCUCGGGGUCUCCUGGCAGGGCAUCAACUCCACCGCAGCGGUGCAGUCCCUGGCCACCUAUGAGUGCGACCGUGAGUCCGUCAACAUGAGGUGGAGCUGCCGGAGCUUAGGGGAGCAUCUCUCUCAGUAUCUGAACGCCAAGGCAGGGAACCUCUCCCUGGCUCCUGUCGAGAGAGGAGAUCAGGCACGCGGCGGGCAGUGGAGCGUCUACACCACCCAUGAAGAUUUGUGCUCCAGCCCCUACUCUGAAAUUUACACCAUCCAAGGCAAUUCCCACGGGAAGCCCUGCACCAUCCCCUUCAAGUACGACAACCAAUGGUUCCACGACUGCACCAGCACGGGCCGGGAGGAUGGGCAUCUGUGGUGCGCCACCACGCAGGAUUAUGGCAAAGAUGAACGAUGGGGCUUCUGUCCCAUUAAGAGCAACGACUGCGAGACCUUCUGGGACAAGGAUCACCUGACCAACAGCUGCUACCAGUUCAACUUCCAGUCCACCCUGUCCUGGCGGGAGGCGUGGAGCAGCUGUGAGCAGCAGGGGGCCAACCUGCUGAGCAUCACCGAGAUCCACGAGCAGACCUACAUCAACGGGCUGCUGACAGGAUACAGCUCCACCCUCUGGAUCGGGCUCAAUGACUUGGACAUGAACGGGGGCUGGCAGUGGUCCGACAACUCGCCCCUGAAGUACCUCAACUGGGAGAGCGACCAGCCUGACAAUCCCAGCGAAGAAAACUGCGGGGUGAUCCGGACGGAGUCCUCGGGGGGCUGGCAGAACAGGGACUGCAGCAUCGCCCUGCCCUAUGUUUGCAAGAAGAAACCCAAUGCCACCUCCGAUCCGUUCACGACAGACUCCUGGUCGGAGGUGAAGGUUGAUUGUGAGCCUACCUGGCAGCCCUUCCAGUCCAGCUGCUACCGGCUGGUUGGCGAGAAGAAGAGCUGGCAAGACGCGAAGAAGACCUGCUUGCGUGGCGGUGGGGACCUGGUGAGCAUCCACACGCUCUCCGAGCUGGAGUUUGUCACCAAACAGAUCAAGCAAGAUGUCGAGGAGCUCUGGAUUGGCCUGAACGACCUCAAGCUGCAGAUGAAUUUUGAGUGGUCAGAUGGGACGCCGGUGAGGUUCACGUACUGGCACCCCUUUGAGCCCAACAACUUCCGAGACAGCCUGGAGGACUGUGUGACCAUCUGGGGACCGGAAGGGAGGUGGAACGACAGCCCGUGUAACCAGACGCUGCCCUCCAUCUGUAAGAAGCCCGGCCGGGUGAGCCAGCGGGGAGAGGAGGAGGAGGACCACGGCUGCAAGAAGGGUUGGAAAUGGCACAGCCCCUCCUGCUAUUGGCUAGGAGAAGACCGUGUGACCUACAGCGAUGCAUGGAAGAUGUGCAGUGACUACAGCGCCACCCUCGUCACCAUCACCAACAGGUUUGAGCAGGCGUACGUCAGCAGCCUCAUCUAUGGCUGGGACAGUGAGUAUUUCUGGACGGCGCUGCAGGACAACAACAAAACGGGCGCUUUCCGCUGGCUGAGUGGCGACGAGGUCAUGUACACCCACUGGAACCGCGACCAGCCCGGUUACAACAAAGGCGGCUGCGUCGCCCUGGCCACGGGGAGCUCCAUGGGGCUAUGGGAGGUGAAGAACUGCAGCACAUUCAGGGCCAAAUACAUCUGCAGGCAGAACCUGGGGACCCCGGUGAACCCCGAGUUACCAGCCCCAUACCCGACGCCCAGCCUCACCGGCUCAUGCCCCCAGGGAUGGAGCUCGGACCCCAAGCUCCGACACUGCUACAAGGUGUUUAACUUCGACAAGCUGCAGGACAAGAAGACCUGGAUUCUGGCCCAGCUGUUCUGCCGUGACCUGGGGGCACAGCUUCUCAGCCUGGGCAGCUACGAGGAGGAGCAUUUUGUGGCCAACACCCUGAACAAGAUCUUCGGCGAAUCGGAACCGGAGAUCCACGAGCAGCACUGGUUCUGGAUUGGCUUGAACCGGCGGGAUCCUGGAGCAGAGAGGAGCUGGAGGUGGAGCGACGGCCUCGGGUUUUCCUACCACAACUUUGACCGCAGUAACCAUGACGAUGACGACAUCCGUAACUGUGCAGUGCUGGACCUGGCGUCCUUGCAGUGGAUGCCCAUGCAGUGUGAAUCACAGCUGGACUGGAUCUGCAAACUGCCCAAAGGUGCUGAUGUGAAGGAGCCAGAGAUCCCCACCCAAGGCAGCAAAGAGUGGGUGAAAUAUCAGGACGCAGAAUACAAAUUCUUUGAGCAUCACUCGACCUGGGUGCAGGCUCAGCGGAUCUGCACCUGGUUUCAAGCCGAGCUGGUGUCGGUUCAUAACCAAGCCGAGCUGGACUUUUUGGGCCAGAGCCUGAAGAAGUUCUCCAGGGGCCAGGAGCAGCACUGGUGGAUCGGGUUGCACACCUACGAAAACGACGGGCGAUUCAAGUGGUCCGACGGCUCCCUCCUGAACUUCAUCUCCUGGGCGCCGGGCAAGCCGCGGCCAAUCAGCAAGGAGAAGAAGUGCGUGUACGUGACGGCCAGCAGAGAGGACUGGGGGGACCAGAAGUGUCUAACUGCUCUGCCGUAUAUCUGCAAACGGAGUAACACCACUGCUGUGAAGCCCUCUCUGCCACCACUGCCCACGCCCGUUCCUGGCGGCUGCGCACGGGGCUGGAUCCCGUUCAUCAACAAGUGUUUCAGCAUCAAGGGCCACGACAAGGCUGAGCAGGUGAAGUGGCAGGAAGCGAAGCAAGCGUGUGAGAGCCAGGGCGCCGUGCUGGCCACCAUCUCCAACCACCUAGAGCAAGCUUUUAUAACCUCCAUCCUUCCCAAUGUGACCUUUGACCUUUGGCUCGGCCUCCACGACGCCAAGCAGGAGUUCCAGUGGGUGGAAUCGGAACCUCUCCGAUACGUCAACUGGGCCCCAGGGGAGCCCUCUGGGUACGGCACCUCCACAGCGAACGACAAACCGACGAACUGCGUGAUGGUUUGGCACGGCUCCCCUCCCCACUUCACUGGCCGCUGGGACGACAGGAACUGCCUGGAGGAGAAGCACGGCUACAUCUGCCAGCGGAGCAUAGACCCAGCUCUGAGCUCAUCCCGGACCAGCUACCCCCCGUCCCCCAGCUCCCUGCUCUCCUACCUCAACAGCACCUACCGCAUCCUGCAGAAACCCCUGAAGUGGCAGGAGGCCCUGCUGCUGUGUGAGACCCGCAACGCCACGCUGGCCAGCGUGCUGGAUCCCUACACCCAGGCCUACCUCACCCAGGCCAUCAGCAGCUUGCGGGCCCCGCUCUGGAUCGGCCUGGCCAAUGAGGAGGGAGGCCGGAGCUAUUCCUGGCUCACAGAAGAGAGCCUCUCCUAUGUCAACUGGCAGGAUGGGGAGCCUCGGCAGGUCACAGGUUGCUCCUACGUGGACGUGGAUGGGACGUGGCGGACGGCCGGUUGUGACACCAAACUGCAAGGGGCUAUCUGCAAGGUCAACUCAGGGUUCCCCCCGUCACACAAGUGGAGUUACAGUGGGAGCUGCCCGAAGUCGGUGGAGGAUUCCUCCUGGAUCCCCUUCAGGAAUCACUGCUACACUUUCCACAUGGAGGUCACUCUGGGGCAGAAGGACGCCAUGAAGAGAUGCCAGAAAGCUGGCGGCACGGUGUUGUCCAUCCAGGAUGAGAUGGAGAAUGUGUUCGUUUGGGAGCAUCUCCAAGCCUACGAGAGCCAGUCCAAGGGCGCCUGGUUGGGGAUGACGUUUAAUCCCAAAGGAGGCACCUUGGUUUGGCAUGACAACACAGCCAUGAACUACUCCAACUGGGGCCAGCACGAUACCGGCCCCAGCAUGCUCAGCCAGAAUAGCUGCUACUGGAUCCAGAGCAGUAACGGGGUCUGGCACCUGGGCUCCUGCUCGAAUGUCACCAUGGGGCUCAUUUGUAAGAUCCCCCGAGUUGAGGAGAGCAGCUUCUCCCGAUCAGCUCUCCCGGACAACACGACCGCCAUCGCCGUGGUUGUCCUCUCAGCACUAGCGCUGUGCGCGUUGAUCGCCCUCGCCGUCUACCUGUACAAGCGCCGGCGGAGCUCCGAGCGGGGGGCCUUUGAGAGCGCCCGCUACAGCCGCACCACCUCCAACCCCAGCGAAUCUGCCGAGAAGAACAUUCUGGUGUCUGACAUGGAGAUGAACGAACAGCAAGACUAAUGGGGGGAGCAAGGGGGGGAGGGGGAGGGAGAGGGACUGAGAGUACCAGGCACACUAUCUCCACACCAAAUACACAAGGUCAGCAAAGGACAACAGCAGAAUCACUGCGGCUGGGACAGGGAAGAAGAGCCAAAAGGGGUCUGGGGUGGAACCAGGGCCUUUGUCACCAGGAAAUCAAACAUGGGGCCAGCAGCGUAUCCCUCUUGCAUGCCCUGGGAGGCACAAAGCCGCCCCGUCGGUUUGCAGCACCCGUAGGAGUUCGGGGGAAGGCAGUCCCUAGGCCGCAGGGGGAGGGCAGAGUGUCGCCCAGUUAGGGCCUUUCAGAGACCUACACAGGAGCCAAGACACCUGCAACCCUGAGGUACUAUUAGGCUUGAGCAUUUAGGGCCAUUAUGUUGUUCUCUGGACUGGCUCCCGAGGCCACAUAGGAGACAGGCUGGUGGCCAGAGAGAACUUCCCUCCAGGUGAGAGAUCUCUAAACCCAACCCUUCCCCCCCAUCCAUGUAUCCAGGGGGAGGGCUCUGCACCCCUCCCCAAGCGUCUGUGUCUGAGCUAUCUCCACCACACCUCCCUGGGUUACUGCAGCACAGACGCUUUCUCCAUCCCUCCCUCAGUUAGCAGAGCAUGGCUACACGGCCCACGUUCCCUUCAGCAAUGGCGGUGUGGGUAUCCCGGUGACCGGAGUGUGGCAUCCCACUAACUCCCCUGGGAUCAGAUCAGAGGCCCUCCUUUCCCAUCCCCCCCGCCAGAUACAAGAGUGUGAGCACUCCCUUCUCUUCUAGCGCUUCGUCUGAUUGGGAGGGGUGAGGGGGGCUGCAAGGGAAUGGUUUUCCAUGUAGCCUUUGUUCCUAUCCUGUCAUUUUUCCUGCGACUUCUCAUCAUGUCACAGUGCAAUUAUAUUUAUUCCAUAGGGUGUCAGAGACUGGAUCCCUUGCCCAUCCCCACCCCAACUUCUCCUCUCCCGUGGACUCAAACAGAGCCACGUCCACCAUGCCUGAAUGAUGUAGAGAACUGGAAGAUGAGCUGACCCGCUUUGUCUCAUGUGCCGAUAAGUGGCUUAUGCCCAAAGCUGCUAGGCUACAAUGAGACUUGAGCCACCAAGCAGCCUGGUCGUUGUGGUUCUGAUUGCAGAUUUCUGACAGGAAGCUCAGAGUAAGGAAUGAAAGGCCCCUGACUCUACAAAAUGUUCCUGGGCCAGAUAUGGCUUGGCUACAGAGCUUGCUUACACACAGCAGAUGUGUUCAUUAUACGUUCCUUUAAUGCUCUGCCAGAGAUGGUUGACAUGCGUUUAAAUCAGGUAUUUUACACACACUGCCAUGUGGUGGCUGAGCAGUGUAACAGUUUAUCGUUCCCAUGACUUCACCCCCAUUAAGUUCUACAUUCCUACCUUACAAUAUUUGAACUAUCACAUUGUCUUUGAAGUUCAGUACAUAUCAGUCUGUUAAGUGCCUCUGAAUCAUACUGUUCUUCUAAUUACACAAGCCGAAUAUGGAACACUUGGCUAUCUGGCUAGCUGUUAGUUGCAGCAACUGGCAGUGGUCGGUUUGGAAUCUUUGAGGAGUCAUUUUGCCUCUGCCAUGUGCAGAGUUUGCUCUGUUGAUUGUUCUUUCUGAGGAACAAACAGUAGAUGUCAAUGGUUUUGGUUGAACUCUCCACUGUUGGUCUCGGUCACACAUGAUCUGAGUGCUGAAUUCUUUUUCUUUACAACAGCUGGAGUUGCCCAUCCUUUUUCUCCAUCCAGUUUGACGUGAACAGUCACCAGGUUCUAGACCGGGUGGUUCUCUGAGUGGCAUUUGUUCUAAAAGUGUUCAGAAGCUCUUUCAGCCUUUUUAUCCAAUUUGGCUACUCUCUUCAUGUGUGGCUAUUUUGGAAAUAUGUUCUUUUCCAAAGCUGGAACAGAAGGUGUGAGUUGUCUUCCCAUCAGGAGUUGUGCUGGACUGUAUCCAGUAGCUGUUGUUGUUGCUGAUUUGUAACUCAGAAAAGCAAUGAAUGGAUCUUCCUGCUGUAGGACUUUCCUGUCUGCCUGUAGAGCUCUCUCAUCUCUCCAUUCGCUUGUGGGUAAAAUGAGAUGCUAGUAAUAUGAUUAAAAUCAUUAUUUCGUUUGGAAUGA
Molecule: messenger RNA, 6958 nt
Organism: Chrysemys picta bellii (western painted turtle)
Lineage: Eukaryota; Metazoa; Chordata; Testudines; Emydidae
Gene: MRC2
Product: mannose receptor C-type 2
Molecular function (GO): signaling receptor activity
Source: RefSeq, a predicted model, not a curated record